CAAUGUGCGUACAGUCAGCAUCAAAUCGUUGCGGAAACACGAUUCGCCGUGUAAAUUUUUUAAUUCGUACACUGUCUUCUGUCUAGAUAUAUUAUCGGCGGGUUAACUUCAGUAAAUGUGUACAUAUUUUUCGUUCGUAUAAUAACAAAGUGCGAGAAAAGUUUCAUUGCUAGGGAGUUGAUCGUCGGUCACAUGGCACAGGACAGACAUGCGUAUUAACCAAGGACAUAAAGAUUUUCCAAUUUUUUCUCAUUUUCAUCGGCACUUGUGUCUUCGAUUAUUAUAAGUCAACGCAGUCGAUAGUGUGUGUGUGCGUUAAUAUGUGAUGACAUUCUAAUAUCUUAGUGUUAGUGUACUGAAUGUUAUAUAUAUAUACACACGUGUAAACACAACAGGAGAACUUAAUUGAAUAAUUAGUUUGGAUAUCUUAUUAACUUUAUGCUGCGAAAUUGUGAGAGAACACCCUUCUCUUGUCACUGUUCGGCAUCGACUAAAGUACUGCCGCCACGCAACGCUCUUUAUAUACCACUGUGUAUCGAACAUCAAAGUUCGCGACUAUAUCGUUAUUAGGAUAAAGAGAAUCGCUCCAUAUUCUAUAUCUCUUUUAUUUCUGAAGACUCUGUGAACUAUCUUUCACGUUGAAUUAUCCAUUCCCUCGUCACUUGAACGAAUCUAGACGUCGAAACACAUGUUAUUAGUUGUUGUCAAAUCUCACGUAUGAGUUGAUUUGCGUUUACUUAACGCAAAUUGCUCGUACCAUGGCAUUACACUCCCUUUAUACGAAGAAACAAGACUCUAUAUAAUUAAUAAUAUUAGUCGAGGCAGAUAGAUGGCGACAGCUAUCGGGUAGCUUCUCAGCCCCUUUUUAUCCCGAACAAUAACGAUAUUUCUAGAUAAUGCUUAUUUAACUGUACGACAAUGAAAUGAGAAAGUAUUACAAAUUUUUCAAGCAUCGAAUCUGUAAUUUCGUCUAUAAAGACCUGAUCUUAACAUUUCAGCCAUCGGUAGUAAUGAAAACAGUAACGCGCGCACAGAAUCAAUGCUUCUAAAUGGAGAAAAGUGUCCCGUAUACAUCACACGCACAGUGCAUUUUUUAAACUACAUACAAAAUACUGAGUGACUUGCUGUUCCGUACUACUUAAUUAUAUACAAUGUACAUUGGAGUGAACGCGUCAAGAUUACUCGCGAAAACCGAGCCCGAUAUGGAAUCGAAAUCUAGACAUUCGAGGGGACAAUUUUUCAAAAGUAUCCAAUGUAUGUACGUAUUAGAAACGUCAGAUGGAUUCCUAAAAAUGGAAAGUUAAAGCGGAGCGGAGCGUGUGCGCGCGGAGGGACGAUACUGGCACAUACCUAGCGGUACAGUCCGAGCUGAAAACUGAGCGUACCGCUCUGGUCCGUAGGAUUCGCGGUCGGCUAGACCACGGAAUGCCUAGUGUCCCGUGCAGCUGCAGCCAGACAGCUCGAUGCUACGGCAUGGCCUACUGGGCGGCCUGGAAUCGAAGAUUUACAGACGCCAAGUUCGCGUAAAAUGGCGCUACCCUCGACCGAGAGCACCUUAAUCGACGGCAAAGCUUCGCCGGGGUCCAGAGAUACGCCUGAUCAAAGAACAUGUACGUAGUCAGUGUCAACGGGUACCGCCGUCUACGUAUGUUUAUCUACCCUCGAUGUAUCCCUCGAGAGCCGAGUGUGGUGAACUGUUUCACGCCACCUGCUAUAAUUGUAGUCACAGCGGACAAAGUGAAACGUCGAGGGAAAGCGUGAAAACUAGAGGCCGAGAGAGUCGAAACAGGACGAACUUUUCCUCCAUCUGAGCCUGGUUCUUCUCCUCGUCGUGUAACAUGGUCGUGUGUCGUCUCGUCGACAGUGCACAUCGGUAGAGAGAGAGACGCACUCGCGUAUAACCUCUUUGCUGGUUCGCGUCCACCGAAAUGUGAUUUCCGUUUAAGUAAGACAACACGCAAACACCAUCGAAGAUGAGGAACGACAUUACGGACAUGCAUACUGCGACCGCUGAUAGCAGCACGGACGCCAUAUGGCUCGAGAAAAGGAGUCCGUCACAGACGGCGCCCGAUCAAGUGUCAUUCAGUACGUCCCAAAUACAUCUUUCCGAAUCAAGGGAGGACGUUGUGCUUCGCAGAACUAAUUUUGAUAAAGUUGUCGUUAAACAAGAACACCCCGAUGAAGCGGAAAUCCGAGAAUUGGCUGCCAAAAUGGUGGAAGCAAACAAGGCGAAAAUGGUGAACGUGCCAGGGGCACAACAACAACAACAACAGCAACAACAACGGCCUGGAGCACAGACUUUUCUAACGAAUUUUCCAAGAAUCUUAAGAUUUUUUGAUAAAAGGCCGGCCGAUUCAUCAACCGGUAUCGCGACGAAACCCCUUCCGGCCGAAGGAAAAGUACCGCCCGAUGAUGAGAGUCAAAGAGGCAGAUUCGGAUGGACGAGUUUCGAUGAUUGUCAUAUACCAUAUAUAUUUCGCUCCGGCGAGAAAUACUGUGCAGUACGAAUCUUAGAAUCUAAGUUACUGAACAAGUACCUGAGCUACCUACACUCGGACAUCUACAGCUGCACGUGUAUUAGGAGUUAUUACAUCACGGAAGCUGAGAGCAAACUGUUUACUGAGAUCAAUGUGAAACAUUGUGAGAAUCAAUUCGGUAGAGAACAAUUCACUUGUAAGGACUUAGUGGUACGUCUUUCGGACGCCAGGGAAUUCUACACUUUCUUGGACGUGUGCUACACGAAAUUGACGGCAGGUACGAAUCCGAAUGUAUCUAGCAACCACAAAGCGGACAAGUGCGGUUUCAUCCGAAUAAAUAAGGAAUCCGUUGUUCCUUAUACUGUGAAAGAUGGCCUUCAAUAUGUUCCCUUGUUUUAUUUCGAGGGGGAGACUGAGAAUCUAAAGCUGAAAGCAGAAAAACUCGAAGGGUGGGACUUAUCAUAUUUGAAGUUUUGUUGCAAAGUACAGGGUAUACGCAAUGAACUGUUUGCGAGUGAGACAUGCUCAGUGAUUAGUUUGAAUGACAUUAAAAGUUAUUUCCCUCCUGGCACUGGUUUCGAGGACUAUUGGCCAACCAAAGUUAUGGACUCUCAGUUGUUAGUGAAUAGCAAAGGUGGUGGUGGCGGUGGUGGCUGGACAAAACAACCUCCAACACCACCAGCGACAAAGCCUGUUUCUGUGCAAAAUAAUGUGAACAAACCAGCAAUCGACGCACGUGCAACUCCUAUGCAUAAUAUGUUACCAUGUGGAUCGGUUGCCAAUGCGUCUCAAGUACAACGUAGUGUGAGCCAACCGAGGCCUGUUGCAACUACACAUCCUGCACAUUCUUCGCCAACAGUGCUUCCUUCUGGAAGAUCGAACAUUGUAACACAACCUAUGUUGAAUACAGUGCAAAAUGUUAACGGAUGGACUGGACUUGUCGGUGGGCAACCUACUUUCCAAACGGCACUUGUUUCUCAAGCAAAUUCCAUUAUACGAAUGCCGUCAUCCUUAAACAUGCACAAUCAAAUACCUGCGCAACCAAAAACUUAUUCACAACAAUCAAGUAGGAGUAGAGGGGGUGGUGGCAGUGCAGCAGCUCAGUACCCUGGAGUAUACCCAGUUACAACUAUGCCGACUGUUGCUCAGGCCCAACCACCCCCUCUUGUAAGAGCAACAGUCCAUUCCAGUCAACCCAAUCUUGGGGUUACAUCUACGUAUACCACACCUUCUUUAGGUGUACCUAAUGCUGUCACUGCAAGUACAUACCCUCAAAUGCUUGGUCUAAGCGAACAAGUACAAGCUCUAAUGCCAUCACCUACAUCAGCAUCCACAUUAUUACAUCCACAAAGUCAUACACCAUCUGUACAUAACACAUCUCAUGCAAAGUAUCCACCACCAUUAAUACCAGUUAAUGGUAGCAAUAAUAGUGCCAGAGAUUCUAGGGGUAGAAAACCAUUAAUACCAAUCCCAGAAACACAUAUAUCUCCCUGUCAAGUUCAACCUUAUAAAAUUCAGAAAGCACUUGUCGAAGAUAAAAUGGUACCAUGUAUUAAUUUCAAGCCAUAUAUCUACUCUGAAUUGUUGAUGACGCUUCCUGACUUCGUUGCCCAUUAUUUUCCUGCCUGUGACAUCGAUAGUUGUCGGCAAGUUCUUACGGAUGUCUUACACAUAGAUUUAUAUCAAGGAAAUAGGUUACAAAUGAAAAUGUUAAUGGUAGCAGGAAAAUGUUCAACUUUUCGCGACGAAGUACCAUUGAUACAAGUAAAAAGUAUAAUGAAAUACAUGCCCCAGUUGAAGUAUAUGUUCAUCCAUAGAGGAGACGUGGCAAUGCCGGCGCCGGCACAUUCUUCAGAGGAACACCCAGCCAAAAAGCGGCAACGCACCAGCUAGGACUGGCUACAGCCUUACUGGCCUACUUAUGACUAUUAUCAUUCGGCAUUUUAAUAAAGCCGAUCACUUUGACUCAUGUGUAACAAAACAGCAUUACCUGCUUUGAGGAAACAUAAAACACAGAUGAAUCUAUAUUGACGUCAUGUGCCAGAAAGAGUGCACGAAACCGAAGGAUUACCUUUUAUAUGCAAGGAAUCUGUGACACACUGUGAGCUACUUCUUUCUCCAAAGUGUAUCUAUUGAGACGAAAGUCUGCUUGUAAAUAAAACUGAGAUGUAUAAAACUAGUGUUGCACAGUUGGCAAUUCGAACAUUUUUUUAUAUUAAAAUUAACAACACAUUUCUUUGAUAUUUCGUUUUAAACUAAGAAUUUCGAAGCAAAAUGAAGGCAAAAACAGAAAAUACAUCGUAACUGUCGAUAAAAUCAUUCCUCAUUUUCUAAUUUCAAUUAAUUUUUCUACCUCUGCUGCAGAGUAACUUACACAUUUAGUAUUUCUUUGUAAAUAAAAUGAAAGUUUUAAUAUUAAUAUGUGAUUCGGAGAAAGAAAGUGCUGAUAUGCGAUUCAUUGAUGGAGAUAAAGUGGAGUAGGUAUAUUGUUUAAAAUUCACCUACUUUCCAUGUUGAACGGAUAUCAAAAGAAAUUUGGCAUUUGUAUAUUUAACGAAAUGGAAGUAAUGCUUCUUCAAGUUCCUAGCUAUUGCUAAUAUGUAUCCUGAUAACUAGCUGCAAAAUAAUUUUAAAAAUGUUACUAAUUCACAACAAUGAUUUAAUUGACGUAAUGUUUGACGCAAGUUUAGCCAAACCUAGUAUUUAAAACAUUAUCAAUUUUGAAUGUUGGAAAAUUCUAUUUUCUAAAGUUCAAUUGUCGAGAUCACCGUACACAGCGAUGCAGCUAAUUUUGUUCUGAUAUUGUCAGCGUGUAAAUAUUGUAUGCAUAAAAACGCAGCUUAGGAUACCGUUAAGAACAUGACACAUAUUAACAAUCAAUGAGAUAUGUAUUACAAGUACAAUCAUUCCAGAAAACGUAAGCGAUUAAUUAAUUUUCUUUUACUUUUAUUAGAUCAUACUGUUCCUUUACGUUACGCUUAAUAAAGUAUUGUUAAUUUUCUAACAAAUUUGUAGUUGAAGAUUUGUUUAUACAGAGUUGAAAACUGUUUUCAUAGUUCAGUUAAUAUUAACGGAUUCCAUGCUUGCUAAGUAUUUAUCAAUGGCAAACAUAUCUCAUGAAUGUUAAUUUUUAAUAUUGAUCUUUUUUAAAAGACUCUCAUUUGCACAAAGAAAAAUCUGUAAUUAUUCGUGAAUUUCUCGAAAUAGAAAACGGCGGAAAACUACUUGUAAGUCUGCAAAACUGACAGAUCGUAGAUUUUAUAAAACCGCCUAGAUGGUCUUCCGUUUAAAAAUCCUUCAACGAUAGUUUCGCUAUUGGAGGAAUCUCGUCUGCUACGUCAAAUUUGUAAAUAUCUCAAUUUUUUUUCAGCCUUUUAACUUUCUAGUUAAGGCAAUCAACUAAUUCAGAAUUUGCCUUCUUGCCUUUCUUCUUCACUUUUUACUACUCAACUACAUUAUCACUUUUUACUUCUGCGAAUGGUUAAAAGUGACUUCAAUUAAUUUAACAAUUCUAAAUAUCAUAUUUGUUGGUUCGCAUCCCUCAGUGUGAAAUUUUGGACGUUUUGGAUAAAGCUUCCUCUAACAGCGCGUUCACGUUAACCUAUAGCCUCGUCUCUAGCAGAUGCGCAAACUUGCCGUCUCGUAUGAAUUUACAGCCGCGUCCAAGUUAGGACAUAUCAUAUCCGAGUUCGAUGUUGGCAAGAAAUUGUUAAUUUGCGACCUCGAACCUUAUACAUUGUAAAGCGAAUUCUAUCGUCUGAUUUUUCGCGCACGCUGUGGACGCCGUUCACGAAUAUCCUGGCUCCCUAAUAGUAUCGCCCUAUUGAAUAGUCUUUUUUAUAUGAGAAAAAGAUUUCGAUCUUUUUUAUCUUGAAAUGUGAAAUCAUUUGGAAGCGAUUAUUUAAUAUAAUUUUUUAUAUUCACUUCGGGGGAAAAUAAACAAGUAGGGUACGACUAAUUAAUAAAAGUGAAAUCCAAUACGACGUAUAAGUACACGGUUUCAACUGGUCCUGCCCUCAGAAAAGAGGCUUAAAUUAGUAUUACUGACUGAUUAACUUUCACAUUCGCUAUUACUAUUUACAUAAAAGAAGCUAAGUGUGUAUAUGCAAGGAAAGGUCUGUAUGUAUAUAUGUAUGGAAAUAAUUAUAGUGAUAAAUUAAUGUUGACCAUCAUGGAUUUUCCAUAUAUAAGAAAGGCUUAGGCAUCCUGUUACGGUGGAAAUGGUAUAUUUUGUUAUUUAUAAAUUACAUUUAGUCAUAUCAUAACUUUCAAAGAUUCUAUUGCCAUUGAAAAGACUCUAUAUACCAUGGACUGGUGUCUACUCUUUUCCUAUGUUGAUAGAGGGAAACAAAAAAAAAAUAAAAAGAAGAGAAAAAAUAACACAAGAAAUUCCUACACAAAAAGUAUUCAACGAGGGGAUUUGUGCAAAAAUAUUAAAAUAAAUAUUUAAUGUUUUGCAUUUAAACAGCCUGCCAAAUUAUAGUUUCUUAUAUUUUGGUCGAAUCAAUUAUCGAGAGGUACGAACCGAUAAUCAUUUAACGAUAAUCGCUUGGUUUCACAGGCGUAGGUAUAUUAUUGUAGAUACUUUACUUUGUUUAAUAAACAAAAUAAAUUACCACUGAAGUUGAUUGCGUUGAUGUUGUUCUUGUAUUGCAUUAUCGCAUAUGCGUUGUUAUAAAUAGGUAAAUACAAUAUUUUUAUGAACGAGAAACGGAGGAGAAGUGUAUUGUAAAACAGAAUGUGAACGUAAUACACAAAUGUGAGUUCGUCAAUGAAUAUUCAAGUUCGAAGAAUUUCUUGAAUUAUUUUAGUAAUAAUUCCAGUACACACGAUACUGUACAUUACUAAUUACGCUCUAAUAAUACAAGAGCAAGUAGAAUAAUGUAUUGCUCGUAGUGUGUCUCAAAAAUAAAAGAAUAAAAGAGAGACAUGGUGAUCUGUGGGCCCAGUCCAAAAAAUUAAAACUUAAUUAUUUUUAGUAUGUUAGAUUAGAGCAUUUAUUUGUUAACACAUGUUAAAAUAAUAAUGCGUGUAUUAUACUUUACCACAUUAUCAUCUGUACAUAUAGAUCAUAAGAGUUAGAAGUACUAGACAUUUCAAAUAAAUUCAUGAUAUAAUUAA
Molecule: messenger RNA, 7598 nt
Organism: Megalopta genalis
Lineage: Eukaryota; Metazoa; Arthropoda; Insecta; Hymenoptera; Halictidae
Source: RefSeq, a predicted model, not a curated record